AUGAGCUCCUACUUUGUCAACCCGCUCUACUCCAAGUACAAGGUGGCGGCGGCCGCGGCGGCGGCGGCGGCGGGGGAAGCCAUCAAUUCCCCGUACUACGACUGUCACUUCGCACCCGAGGUGAGCGGCCGGCACGCCGCCGCCGCCGCCGCCGCCGCUCUGCUCUACGGGAACGGCGCGGCCGCCGCGGGCUUCCCGCACCCCGCGCCCGGCGGGACGGGGGGCGGCGGCGGCGCGGCCCCGGACUUUUACCAGCCGGCCGGGGGGAGCCCCACGGCCGCCUACCAGCCGCCUCCUCCUCCCCCCGCCGCGCCUCCGCCUCCUGCCCCCUGCAGCGGGGUUACCUGUCACGGGGAGCCCGCUAAAUUUUACGGAUACGAUAACUUACAGAGACAGCAGAUUUUUACGACACAGCAAGAGGCCGAGCUGGUACAAUAUCCUGACUGUAAAUCGUCCAGUGCUAAUAUUGGCGAGGAACCAGACCACUUAAAUCAGAGCUCGUCUCCUGCUCAAAUGUUUCCCUGGAUGAGACCACAAGCAGCGCCGGGUAGGAGGAGAGGAAGACAAACAUACAGCCGAUUCCAGACUCUAGAGCUGGAAAAGGAGUUCCUAUUUAACCCCUAUCUGACCAGGAAGAGAAGGAUCGAGGUGUCCCACGCAUUAGGACUCACCGAGAGGCAGGUAAAGAUCUGGUUUCAGAACAGGAGGAUGAAAUGGAAAAAAGAGAACAACAAGGACAAAUUCCCCGCUUCCAGACAGGAGGGAAAGGAAGGGGAGGCCAAAAAGGAAGCACAUGAUCUGGAAGAAGACAGAGCUGAAGGCCAGACGAAUUAAUUUUUGCCCCAAAUGUCUUUGUGAAAGUCAAUCAAAAAUAAGCAGGGCUAAAGCCCGACAUCUCGGCUCAUCCACACCUCUACGUGAUCUUGUCGUGGGACGAGUGACCCCAUGUCCCUUCGUUUGACAUCUCCCUGCUUCGGGUGCUUCACUUGUUUGUGCUUUU
Molecule: messenger RNA, 1000 nt
Organism: Zonotrichia leucophrys gambelii
Lineage: Eukaryota; Metazoa; Chordata; Aves; Passeriformes; Passerellidae
Gene: HOXD8
Product: homeobox D8
Exons: 2
Coding region: 1-834 (277 amino acids)
Biological process (GO): regulation of transcription by RNA polymerase II
Cellular component (GO): nucleus
Molecular function (GO): DNA-binding transcription factor activity, RNA polymerase II-specific; RNA polymerase II transcription regulatory region sequence-specific DNA binding
Source: RefSeq, a predicted model, not a curated record